This is a messenger RNA of Pecten maximus, 852 nucleotides long. RefSeq names its product geranylgeranyl transferase type-1 subunit beta-like. Gene Ontology annotation, molecular function: CAAX-protein geranylgeranyltransferase activity. The transcript is spliced from 8 exons. Lineage: Eukaryota; Metazoa; Mollusca; Bivalvia; Pectinida; Pectinidae. Gene Ontology annotation, cellular component: CAAX-protein geranylgeranyltransferase complex. Bases 28 to 852 code for a protein of 274 amino acids. Gene Ontology annotation, biological process: protein geranylgeranylation. The record is from RefSeq and is a predicted model, not a curated record.
CUGUGUUGAGAGGUAAUAAAAUACCAAAUGGAUCCAAAUGUAUUUUUGAAGUCUAAGCACAUUAAAUUCUUUGAAAGAUGUCUUCAGAUAUUACCUGAGAGAUAUUCUUCGUUAGACAGUAACAGAAUGACGAUUGCCUUUUUUGCCUUGUCCGGACUUGACAUGUUGAAUUCAUUACAUGUUAUAGAGAAAGAUAAAAAGGAGAUUAUCGAUUGGAUCUAUUCAUUACAGCUUCUUCCUACAGAGGAUGAUUCAAACUUAAGCCAGUGUGGAUUCAGGGGUUCCACAACGAAUAGAAAUGCUUUCGAUACAGAAAAGGCAAGACUUCACCCAAUACAACUGGACAGUGGCCACAUUGCUAUGACUUACACUGCCCUGGCAUCCCUCCUCAUCCUUGGAGAUGACCUUUCUAAGGUCAACAAGAGAGCUAUAGCAGCAGGCUUGCAGGCAUUACAGCAGGAAGAUGGCAGUUUCUGCUGUGUACCAGAGGGCAGUGAGAACGACAUGAGAUUUGUCUACUGUGCUGCCUGUACUUGUUAUAUGAUUAAUGAUUGGAGUGGUAUAGACAAGAAAAAGGCUGUAAACUUCAUCAGAAAUAGCCAGACUUACGAAGGAGGAAUAGCUCAGGGACCAGGACUGGAAGCACAUGGUAUUAACCUCCGUAUGGUUCAUGCUGGAAUUGGCCCAUCACAGGUGAAUAAUUUUCUGGUGGAGUGCAACAUACCCCCCAUUGCUACAUCCACUCUUAAAAGAAAAGAGUCACUGAUUGGAAAGACUUUGGUGGAAGCUGCAUCAACAUCAUGCAGAGAUGCUGAAACUGAAGAAAAAGAAUUUAGUUCAGAAAAGGAAUAA